Molecule: messenger RNA, 2305 nt
Organism: Pongo pygmaeus (Bornean orangutan)
Lineage: Eukaryota; Metazoa; Chordata; Mammalia; Primates; Hominidae
Gene: NAPRT
Product: nicotinate phosphoribosyltransferase
Exons: 13
Coding region: 636-2252 (538 amino acids)
Biological process (GO): NAD+ biosynthetic process via the salvage pathway
Cellular component (GO): cytosol
Molecular function (GO): nicotinate phosphoribosyltransferase activity
Source: RefSeq, a predicted model, not a curated record
ACACUGGGCCUUCAUAGCCACAGAAGGUCUUUUGGUGCCAGCUGACAGUGUGCAUGCGCCCCCCCGCCCCACGCCGCCCUUUCCUGGGUGCCAAGCUCUUUCCAAACGACAUUUGCGUCCAUCUGGGCUCCCUCGUCCUAGCCUGGCUGCUCAAGCUCCAACUAAGGCAGCCUCUGGCCGCCCUCCCCAGGCCCAGGGCAGAAGCUGGCUGCUGGCCAGCGGUUGUCUUCUGGGUCGGUGGGGGUGGAGUCUGGCUGGUCUGUCCUCCACCCUUUCCGCCUCUUGGCAAGUCCUGAGCUGCACCUAAUGGCCCGGCCAAGGGGCAGAGACACGAGCGACUGGGGGCACCUCUGGUGACCAGGACCGGGCUGCGCUCCAAAGAGGCCGUUGGGCCUGGAGUAGGGUUGGGGGUCCGAGAGGAGUUAGGUGACAUCUCCCACCCCAUCUCGGGUCCAGCUGUUUCAGCCCCUCUCAGCGCGCCGAUACUGUUAGACCUCUCCCGUCCUCCAUCGCGUCCCGUGCCGCUCCCAAACCGCACGAUAAGCCCCACACGGAGUGCGCCAUAGGCCGGGGCGCGUCACGGGGCCGGGGCGGGGCGGGGCGGGGCGGGCCGGAGUCCGGACGUCGGGAGCGGGAUGGCGGCGGAGCAGGACCCCGAGGGGCGCGCGGCGGCGCGGCCGCUCCUCACUGACCUCUACCAGGCCACCAUGGCGCUGGGCUAUUGGCGCGCGGGCCGGGCGCGGGACGCCGCCGAGUUCGAGCUCUUCUUCCGCCGCUGCCCGUUCGAUGGCGCCUUCGCCUUGGCCGCCGGCUUGCGCGACUGUGUGCGCUUCCUGCGCGCCUUCCGCCUGCGGGACGCCGACGUGCAGUUCCUGGCCUCGGUGCUGCCCCCAGACACGGACCCUGCGUUCUUCGAGCACCUUCGGGCCCUCGACUGCUCCGAGGUGACGGUGCGAGCCCUGCCCGAGGGCUCCCUCGCCUUCCCGGGCGUGCCGCUCCUGCAGGUGUCCGGGCCGCUCCUGGUGGUGCAGCUGCUGGAGACACCGCUGCUCUGCCUGGUCAGCUACGCCAGCCUGGUGGCCACCAACGCAGCGCGGCUUCGCUUGAUCGCAGGGCCAGAGAAGCGGCUGCUAGAGAUGGGCCUGAGGCGGGCUCAGGGCCCCGAUGGGGGCCUGACAGCCUCCACCUACAGCUACCUGGGCGGCUUCGACAGCAGCAGCAACGUGCUAGCGGGCCAGCUGCGAGGUGUGCCGGUGGCCGGGACCCUGGCCCACUCCUUCGUCACUUCCUUUUCAGGCAGCGAGGUGCCCCCUGACCCGAUGUUGGCGCCAGCAGCUGGUGAGGGCCCUGGGGUGGACCUGGCAGCCAAAGCCCAGGUGUGGCUGGAGCCCGUGUGUGCCCACCUGGGGCUGGGGGUGCAGGAGCCGCACCCAGGCGAGCGGGCAGCCUUUGUGGCCUAUGCCUUGGCUUUUCCCCGGGCCUUCCAGGGCCUCCUGGACUCCUACAGCGUGUGGAGGAGUGGUCUGCCCAACUUCCUAGCAGUCGCCCUGGCCUUGGGAGAGCUGGGCUACCGGGCAGUGGGCGUGAGGCUGGACAGUGGCGACCUGCUACAGCAGGCUCAGGAGAUCCGCAAGGUCUUCCGAGCUGCUGCAGCGCAGUUCCAGGUGCCCUGGCUGGAGUCAGUCUCCAUCGCAGUCAGCAACAACAUUGACGAGGAGGCGCUGGCCCGACUGGCCCAGGAGGGCAGUGAGGUGAAUGUCAUUGGCAUUGGCACCAGUGUGGUCACCUGCCCCCAACAGCCUUCCCUGGGCGGCGUCUAUAAGCUGGUGGCCGUCGGGGGCCAGCCGCGAAUGAAGCUGACCGAGGACCCUGAGAAGCAGACGUUGCCUGGGAGCAAGGCUGCUUUCCGGCUCCUGGGCUCUGACGGGUCUCUACUCAUGGACGUGCUGCAGUUAGCAGAAGAGCCGGAGCCACAGGCUGGGCAGGAGCUGAGGGUGUGGCCUCCAGGGGCCCAGGAGCCCUGUACCGUGAGGCCAGCCCAGGUGGAGCCACUACUGCGGCUCUGCCUCCAGCAGGGACAGCUGUGUGAGCCGCUCCCAUCCCUGGCAGAGUCUAGAGCCUUGGCCCAGCUGUCCCUGAGCCAACUCAGCCCUGAGCACAGGCGGCUGCGGAGCCCUGCACAGUACCAGGUGGUGCUGUCCGAGAGGCUGCAGGCCCUGGUGAACAGUCUGCGUGCAGGGCCGUCCCCCUGAGACUCGGAGUGGGGCUGCCUGGAAAUAACACGAAUCACUCACUUUUCCCCACA